Penicillium canescens is the source of this 1653-nucleotide messenger RNA. RefSeq lists its product as uncharacterized. Gene Ontology annotation, molecular function: carbohydrate:proton symporter activity. The transcript has 9 exons. Gene Ontology annotation, cellular component: membrane. NCBI's taxonomy places the organism in Eukaryota, Fungi, Ascomycota, Eurotiomycetes, Eurotiales, Aspergillaceae. The coding region runs from base 1 to 1653 and encodes 550 amino acids. The record is from RefSeq and is a predicted model, not a curated record. Gene Ontology annotation, biological process: transmembrane transport; carbohydrate transport.
AUGUCGGACGUUAAGGUUCAUGAGGAGGUGCAUGGCAUCUCCACUGCCAUCGAAGACCGAGCACACGUUCUUGCUGGAUAUGGAGAGACUACCAAGCGCGAGGGAGCGAAGACAAAGGAAGUCCACAAUGCCGAUUUGUUUGCUGCUAUCGAGGAGACAAAGAUCGAAAGAUGGAGCAAGGAGUCCCUCCACUUGUACUUCUGUAUCUUUGUCUCAUUCUGCUGUGCCUGUGCCAACGGUUAUGAUGGGUCUUUGAUGGGUUCUAUUCUUGCCAUGGAUCAUUAUCAGAAUGUGUUCAAUACUGGGAUGGAUGGACCUAAGGUCUCUCUGGUUACUUCCUUGUACACGGUUGGAUCUAUCGUCGCUACUCCAUUCAGCGCUGUCAUUUCGGACAAACUCGGUCGUCGCAAGUGCAUGUUUGUUGGUGCUUGGAUUAUCAUCAUUGGCUCAAUCAUCAUCGCGAGUGGUAUGACCUUGGCACAAUUUGUUGUUGGCCGGUUUGUCCUCGGUUUGGGCAUUCAGGUCAUGGUCGUCUCAGCUCCUGCUUAUGCCGUGGAGAUUGCCCCGCCUCACUGGCGUGGUCGUGCUGUCGGUUUCUACAACUGUGGCUGGUUUGGCGGCUCCAUUCCCGCAGCUGCGAUCACAUACGGGACCAACUUUAUCGGCAACAACUACCAGUGGCGUAUUCCAUUUAUCUGCCAAUGCUUUGCCUGUGUGAUCGUAAUUAUCUCCGUUUGGUUCAUCCCCGAGUCGCCUAGAUGGCUCAUGACCCAAGGCCGGAACGAGGAGGCAAUCGCGUUCCUGGUGAAGUAUCACGGCAAUGGAGAUCCCAAUGCCCGUCUGGUCCGUCUUGAAGUCGAGGAGAUGAAGGAAGGCAUUCGCAUCGAUGGUAUCGACAAGAGAUGGUGGGAUUACCGUCCAUUCGUCACUACUCACAGCGGACGCUGGCGUUUCGCCCAGGUCAUUAUGAUUUCAGUCUUCGGACAGUGGUCCGGUAAUGGUCUCGGCUACUUCAAUGCUACCAUUUUCAAGACCAUUGGAUAUACCUCCAGCUCUAUGCAGCUGUUGCUCAAUCUUGUCAACUCGAUUGUGUCCGCUGUGGGUGCAUUGAUUGCUGUGAACCUCACCGAUAAGAUGCCUCGUCGCCCCGUGCUGGUCUUUGGUACCCUUGCCUGUGCCGUCACACUUGCCAUCAAUGCUGGUAUUCUACAGGAGGUUGCAAACACUGGUCAAAUUAGCAAGACCAAGGGCCAGGCUGCUCUUGCAUUCUAUUAUCUUUUCAACGUCGUUUUUUCGUUCACUUAUACCCCACUCCAGGGUGUCAUCCCAGCCGAAGCCCUGGAAACAACUACUCGUGCCAAGGGCUUGGCUCUGUCUGGCUUCAUUGUCAGUAGCAUCAGUUUCAUCAGCCAGUUUGCCACUCCUAUUGGUCUGCAGAACAUUUCCACGAACUAUUUCUGGAUCUUUGUUGGCUGGGAUGUGAUCGAGUCGGUCUUUUGGUACUUCUUCUGUGUGGAAUCUCAAGGUCGGACUCUGGAGGAGUUGGAGUGGGUGUAUCAGCAACCCAACCCAGUCAAGGCGUCCCAGAACCUCGACAAGAUUGUGGUGCAGAGCGAUGGUACUGUUACUGAGAAAAUUGAGGACGAUGCCUGA